Molecule: messenger RNA, 2908 nt
Organism: Archocentrus centrarchus (flier cichlid)
Lineage: Eukaryota; Metazoa; Chordata; Actinopteri; Cichliformes; Cichlidae
Product: formin-binding protein 1-like
Exons: 18
Coding region: 232-2124 (630 amino acids)
Biological process (GO): signal transduction
Molecular function (GO): protein binding
Source: RefSeq, a predicted model, not a curated record
CCUCGCUGAUGACAAAGGGUCCUCCAGGGGACGCGCCGCGCGUGACUGCGUCCUCUGCUGGUACUGCUGCAGACACAGUCAGUCAUACAGGUGGAGGUGAGACGGACGUACGGGGUGUGUGUGUGUGUGUCGGUGUGUUGGAGGAUGCGAGCGGAGGGCUGCAGUAGUUCGUGGUGAUCGUCGGUAACGAGAGGAGGAGGGGCGCGAGGAAGAGGAGAAAUAAAAAGAGCCAUGAGCUGCAACUGGGGAACCGAACUGUGGGAUCAGUUUGAUAAUCUGGAGAAACACACAAGCUGGGGGAUCGACUUCCUGGAGAGAUACACAAAGUUUGUUAAAGAGCGCGCUGACAUUGAGCUGAGCUACGCCAAACAGAUCAGGAGUCUGUCAAAGAAGUACCACCCUAAGAGAAACAGAGAAGAUGAGAGCAGGUACAGCUGGUGUUUGGCAUUUGCAGCGACCCUCCAGCAGCUGAACGAACUUUCCGUUCAGAGAGAAGAUCUCGCUGAAAACAUGAACACACAGAUCGUCUGUGAGCUGACGCGAUACACUCAGGAGCUGAAGGCUGAGAGGAAGUCUCAUUUCCAAGAUGGCCGUCGUGCCCAGCAGCACAUUGAGAGCUCCUGGAAGCAGCUGGAGUCUAGUAAGCGGCGGUUUGAACGUGACUGUAAGGAGGCGGAGCGAGCUCAGCAUGUUUCCGACAGAAUCGAUCUCGACAAUAAGACCGAUGGAGAGAAGCGCUGCUCGCUGAAGGCUCGUCAGACGGCUCAGCAGAAACAACAAGCUGCUGAAGAGUCCAGGAAAGACUAUGUGACCAGUUUAAACCAGUUUAACCAGGACCAGCACCAGCAUUACCACACACUGGUACCAGUGAUUUAUCAGCGUAUCCAGGACAUGGAGGAACGGCGGAUUGAGAGAAUUGGGGAAGCAAUGCGUUCGUUGGCGGAGGCUGAUAGAAAAGUUCUUCCUGUUGUGAGCCGCUGUCUGGAUGCCAUGAUGGAUGCUGCUGAGAGCAUCCAGCCCAGAAAGGACACCCUUCAGGUGGUGGAGGUGUAUAAAUCAGGGUUUGACCCUCCAGGUGAUGUUGAAUUUGAAGACUAUAGCGCCACCAUGCGGCGGAGCAUCUCUGAAUCCAGUUACCUGGAUAACCGGACAGAGGGACGGAGACACAGCAGGAAGCUGUGGCCCUUUAUCCGAAAAAACAAGUUGCUGACCCUCCUAUCCUCCCCCCGGCAGCCUCCACCCCCACCCCCAACCUCACCUUCCCCUGGGGGUGUGGUCAACAGUCCCCAGUCCCCAUCUACAGGCACCAGAGAACCCAUCACACAACGGCUGAAUGACCUGAUGACCUCUGGUUCCAGAACCAGGAAGCAGUGUCUGCGCAGCCUCAAGAGAGGGUUAUCACUCAAGCUGGGCUCCAGUCCGGCAGACUGCAGCCACCUUCCUCCUGAACAGAGACGUAAGAAACUUCAGAGCCGAAUCAACAACAUCAACCAGGAGAUCCAGAGAGAGCGGGAGCAGCGGGAUGCUUUGCUGAAGAUGAGGGAAGUUUAUGAACGAAGUCCUCAGAUGGGCGAUGCCAACAGUUUGGAGCCUCGACUGGAAGAAGUGAAGCAGAACCUACAGAGGCUGGAGGAGGAGCUAAGAAAGAACCAGGUAUGGCUGUCAGAGGCUGACAGCAGGUUGUCUGAUCACAGCACCAGGAGACAGAGUGGAGGUUGUGGGUUAAAUUCAAUGGCAACAACGCCAGGCAGCAGCAGCCUGAAACAGCUGGAUAACCGCAGCCCAGCAAGCAGAGAGAGUCCUGAUGGCAGUUACACUGAGGAUCACAGUGCUGAGCUUCACUUUAAGUCUCGUAGUUCAGAGUUUGAUGAUGACUUUGAUGAUGAAGAACCGUUGCCAAGUAUUGGAACCUGCAAGUCUCUGUACCCAUUUCAAGGUCAAAAUGAGGGCACUCUGUCAAUGGUGGAGGGGGAACUACUUUCUGUGGUGGAAGAAGACAAGGGUGACGGCUGGACCAGAGUGCGCAGGAACCUGGAAGAGGAGGGAUACGUGCCAACCUCCUACAUCAAAGUCUUCCUGGACAGCAGCGCCAAAGGCUUUGUGCAGAAUAGUCGGCUAGUCUAGCGCAGUUCUCGACCAGUGAGGACGUCUCUCCACAGGAAGUGAUGUAAGAGCUCAGAGGAGGUCCGGUAACUGCUUUUCAUUGGACAGUUUCACUUUUCAGGAUCUCAACCAACCAAUCAGCUGGCAGACUGCUUUCUCUCUUUUUUUGACAGAUAAAAACCUCAGAAACCAAUCAGUGAUCAGUGAGAAAUCAAUCAGAUUAGAGAUCCAUGAGAAACCAGAGGAAGAAAAAUCAGAGUUCAUCAGUGAAAAUUGGUACAAUGAGAGACAAUUGUGAAACCAUUUAGAAAUGAUUCAGCGCUCCAAACAGUCCAUUUAUCAUGAAUGAACUGAACACUGACUCGUGCUUGUGAUCAGUGAUUGAAAAAUUAAUUCUCAUCUUCAGAUAAAUUUUAUGUAACUGUUCAUAUGAAGACUGAAUGGACAGUUUGGUGUGUUGGGCUCACCGUGAUCAUUGUGACAUCACUGUGGACGUGGUCUCUGUAAAGUGUGACGUUUAAACAGACAAGUCGACUGCAUGUAAAUACAAACUGUAGCUGCAGGUGUAGCCCUGCUCCCUGUGGACCUGUUGAUAUUAGCUCUACCCCAACCUGUAUCAACCCUGCCCCUUCCAUUAGCCUGCUUGUUAUUGACUGUGUAAAAUGUGAAACUUUUUUAUUUUAUAGUGAAUUAUUGAUCAAUUAUUACUAUUUUUUCUUUUUUUAUUGAGACGUGAGACUGCUGAUCACGCUCUUUUCAACCUCCUGUAUGUUAAACUUUCAAAAUAAAGUACACUCAGAAUCAA